UUUACAUGUUGCCAGGUGGCCUGUAAAAGAAGAUCUGGGUAAAAUUGAAAAGCUUCUGAUAAUCACUUGAUUAAAAUCGUCAAUACACUAAAGAGGAUCACCUUUGCUAGGAGCCGUCUUAAGCUUGCAGUGAGAGUUGUCAGACAGAUGAAAUGCAAUGGGUAGUUUGUUUUCCACACAGAGUUCAGAAUCCAUUUUCCUAAUUGGAAAAUUAAAUGGGAAACCCCCUGAUGAAAGGCAUUUUUUUAACCUCAGUCAAAUAUACUUAGAUCAAGCUGAUGGAAGGGGAGAUAACUCUGAUAUUGAUACUGUCAAGAAUUGUAAAAAUAAAGACAGUGAUUCACAAAUAUUCAAACCAUUACCAAAGAAGAAGAAAUUAUUUUGUCAUCAAACAUAUGUUCAGUGGAAAUCGAGUUUGGAUUUAGAUUUUUUAAAACAUUUAUUUACUUCACCAAAAAGAGUAAUAUAUUUGGUGCAGAUAAAUGACUUCCCAGAUUUCGUCAAGAAUUUUAGAAUAACUUUGCAGUCAAGUUCAUACACAUUAUUUCAAUUUAUUGAGAAUUUUUUAAAGAUUUAUCACAUGGGAAUGGAUGUGCGAUGGUUGGAUAACAUCAACUUAAAAAACGUGGAUUGGAAUAUUAGAGAAAGGUGUCAUAUAGUAACAGAACAGCUGCAGUAUUUAGUGACGGAUUUCUUUACACCUCUUCAAAAUGUCAACCCCUCCGAUGGAUAUUGCAUUAUGGGUAUGACAUGGACAGACUUAUAUCCUGAAGAGAAGUAUAACUUUGCUUUAGGAGAAGCUUCCUGUAAACAUAAGUCAGGUGUAUUUAGUUUUGGAAGAUGUCCGCCAUCAACAUUUGACCCUAAAAAUCCUAAAGAUAUAACUGAAAUCACCUCUGAAAUUUUGUGGAGAUUAUUGAAGGUUUCCAGUCAUGAACUAGGACAUCUGUUUGGACUUGAACAUUGUGAGUUCUUUCUGUGUCACAUGAAUGAAAGCUUGUCAAUGGUUGAUGCAAUGAACCAACCGUUGUUUUAUUGUCCAGUCUGUUUACACAAAAUUCAACAUGUAUGUCAGUUCAGUGUAGCUGAGAGAUACCAGAAGUUAGAAAAUUUUAUAACAGAUAUACAUCAACAAUUUCCUUCAGAGAAGUGGUCACAGAGUCUCAAAUUUCUUAAGAAAUGUAGAGAAUUUUUAUCAAAUGAAGAAAUUGUUCAAUAAAUGUAUAACAGAGAUCCAA
Molecule: messenger RNA, 1238 nt
Organism: Mytilus californianus (California mussel)
Lineage: Eukaryota; Metazoa; Mollusca; Bivalvia; Mytilida; Mytilidae
Product: archaemetzincin-2-like
Exons: 4
Coding region: 158-1219 (353 amino acids)
Biological process (GO): proteolysis
Molecular function (GO): metallopeptidase activity
Source: RefSeq, a predicted model, not a curated record